GAAGAACAGGCAUCCAAAUUUGCGCUACAUGCGGCAUGUCGCGAGGGUCAGAGUAAGCAAGCAGUCAGAAGAAGAGACUCAAGAAGGAGGUAAGGAAGGAUGAAAGCGGGGCUAUCUUUCUGACGACAAUAUGUCCAUUUCUUUCUUUUAGCACGACAGGUGGAAUUUCUCCUCGACAACGACCAGAAACUUGCCGCGAAACGCGACGAUGAUGACCGACUCCCUCUACACUGGGCUGCCUCUUACAACCGUCUUCCCAUUGUAGAGAUCCUGCUCGGUGUGAAGGGCUCCGACGUCGACGCACAGGAUGGUAUUGGAUGGACAGCGUUGAUGAUGGCCGCCAGUCUGCGAGAUGGCGAAGACAUGGUGGAACUUUUGCUCAACAAAGGUGCGGAUGCCGAUAUGAAGAACCACAACAACCAAACCGCGCUCUUCUUCGCAGCCUCCAAGAAUAACUUGGACGUGGUCAAGAAACUCAUCGCCCAUAAAGCGAGUGCGCGAGUGAAAGAUAAACGUGGACAAGUACCUCUCCACAGAGCUGCUGCCAUCGGCAGUAUCCCCAUUGUGAAGCUGUUACUGCAACAUCGCAGCCCGGUCGAUGCUACGGAUGUGGAUGGCGCAACAGCCCUGCAUCACGCCAUUGCAGAGGGACAUGGGCAAACGGCGGUGGAAUUGUUAAAAGCAGGCGCCGACUCGUCCAAGAGGGAUAGCACUGGUCAGUUGGCUCUGCAGCUUGCGCCGGAUCAAUCUAUCCGGAAUUUCGUACUGCGAAUGGCGGAAGAGGAAGGUAUCGAGCUUACGAAGUCGUGAUGAGAGCACUGCUGUGCCCUGCCCUACCUUGAAGAUCGCGGUGUGAGACUCGGCAGGGAAAAAAAUGUGAUGCAAAUGCAUGUAGGGAACCUGCAUCAAAGGUUACUACCUCCCUACCUGACCUUACCUACUCAUGAUUCCUGGGUGUACAAGCGGGUCUACCAAUUUUGGAGAUUCCGCGCGGAACCAUGCUUUACUUUUUCUGAUGUUCAUCCAGUAACUUCGUACCUCUAUGCGGGAGAAAGAGUAAGAUAGCUCCCAUUUUCUU
This is a messenger RNA of Sphaerulina musiva SO2202, 1078 nucleotides long. RefSeq names its product ankyrin. The transcript has a single exon. Bases 331 to 810 code for a protein of 159 amino acids. NCBI's taxonomy places the organism in Eukaryota, Fungi, Ascomycota, Dothideomycetes, Mycosphaerellales, Mycosphaerellaceae. Gene Ontology annotation, molecular function: protein binding. Gene Ontology annotation, cellular component: nucleus; cytoplasm. The record is from RefSeq and is a predicted model, not a curated record.